Messenger RNA from Erythranthe guttata (spotted monkey flower), 2988 nucleotides. Its product is annotated as filament-like plant protein 4. Lineage: Eukaryota; Viridiplantae; Streptophyta; Magnoliopsida; Lamiales; Phrymaceae. The record is from RefSeq and is a predicted model, not a curated record.
AAUUAAAAAUAAUAAUAAAUAAAUAAAAAAUAACCCCCCAAACACUUCCUUCCCACGCCCCUCCACCACCAGAAUCGUGUCCUCUUCUCCACCAAAACACGCACAAACACACACUAAAAAGUCUGGAACCAACUGCAUUCGCAAAAUCCCCAAUAUUACUGAUUUCCACUAUCUGAAUUACAAAUUCACUGCAUUUCCUUCUGCAACGAUUCUUAGAGCUGUGGCUCUGUUUUGGAGAAAUCUGCAAUGGAUAAAAGGAGUUGGCCAUGGAAGAAAAAAUCAUCAAACUCUUCUGCUUUAGACAAGGUCAAACACGACAGUGAAAAUGAAAAACCGAAGUUUAUUCAAAUUCCAACGGAAUCAUAUGCAAAUCUAACUGGAUUGGUGGAUCAAGUUAAGUCCUAUGAAGAACAAGUGCGGAACUUAGAGGAAGAAGUGAAGGAACUGAAUGGAAAAUUAUCCGAAGCCCAUUCAGAAAUGACCGAUAAAGAAAACGUAGUGAAACAACACGCCAAAGUUGCUGAAGAAGCCAUCUCAGGUUGGGAAAAAGCCGAAGCAGAAGCUGCAACGCUGAAAACCCAAGUGGAAUCUGUCACGCUUCUAAAGCUCACAGCCGAAGAUCGAGGAACGCAUUUAGAUGGUGCUCUCAAAGAAUGCAUGAGGCAGAUACGGGACUUGAAAGAAGAACACAGCAAAAAAUUGCAAGAAGUCAUUCAUAACAAAACGAAGCUCUUCGAUAAAAUGAAGCUCGAUCUCGAGUCGAAAAUAUCCGAUUUGGAGCAAGAACUUUGCAAUUCGGCUGAUGAAAAUGCUGCACUAUCAACAUCUCUGCGGGACUGUUCCAAUAUGCUGACUCAACUCGGUGAAGAAAAAUCAGAAGCUGAAUCUGAGAUACGACUUUUAAAUAGCAAUAUCGAGUCCUACGAAAAAGAAGUAAGUUCGCUGAAAUACGAAGUCCAUAUAGCUAGGAAAGAGGUGGAAAUACGCAACGAGGAAAAAAACAUGAGUGUGAGGUCAGCAGAAUUGGCGAAUAAGCAGCAUAUUGAAGGGGCGAAGAAAAUAGCUAAGCUUGAAGCAGAGUGUCAAAGAUUGCGUGGACUUGUAAGGAAGAAAUUGCCCGGUCCAGCUGCACUUGCACAGAUGAAGCUUGAAGUUGAACACAUGGGCAGAGAUUAUGCAGAAUCCCGUUUAAGGAAGUCCCAUUUGCCUGAAUUCUCGUUCGAAAAUUCACUGAAGAUCCAUAAAGAGCACGAGCAGCUUACAGAGCGUAUGCUAUCUAUGGACGAAGAAACGAGGAUGUUGAAGGAAGCGCUGGCAAAGCGUAACGGGGAGUUGGAAGCUUCUAGAAGCUUGUACGAGGAGACAGCUGUCAAGCUUCGAAGUUUAGAAGCAGAAUUACGAGGUAACGGUGAAAGAUUAUCUAGUAGAAAAGGUAUCGAAGAUGGAAACGAUGAUAAUGUGAGUUGUGCUGAUUCUUGGGCUACAAUGUCAAUUUCUGCUGAGCACUCUUAUGUUUGUAAGGAGAAGAAUUUAGACAGUCCACAUAUAUCUGAAAAGUCUAGUCGCUUGUGCCUUAUGGAUGACUUUUUGGAGAUGGAGAAAUUUGCAAACGAAACAGAUCCCAAAACUGUUGAAUCUUUGUCUGAAGAUGUUAAGUCGUGUAUGGACAGUGUGCAAACCAUCAAUCAAGAAUUGGAAAUCGCCAUCUCUUACAUUUGUGAUAUUGUGAAGAUGCUUGGUAAAGAGGCAGAAACAUCUGCAGAUAGAGAUGAACUAAAUGAAGAGAUCGACACUUUCUCUGCCAAAUACAACGAAGCUAUUAACAGCAAAAUGGUUAAUCUAGUUGAGUUUGUCCUCGACAUUUCUCGUGUCUUGAGCAAAGCAAAUGAACUGCACUUGAAUGUAACGGGGUUCAAAAGUUGUGAAGUGGAGAAUAGUAGUUCUGAUUGUAUAGACAAGAUUGUGCUACCAGAGAAUAAGGCUCUAUUGGAGGAUUCUUCAGGUGAAAGGUAUCCAAAUAGUUGCUCCCAAUUUUCCGAUUCUGCAUCUGAUCCGGAUAUACCAAGUGAUGCGAAACUUGUUCCGACAUCUGAAUCGCCAUGGAAAUGUUCUUUUGAGGAGUUUGAACAAUUGAAAGCCGAUCUUGCUAUAAGCACAGCAAAUUUGGAAAGCACCAAGUCUCAGUUGCUUGAAACGGAGCAGCUUCUUGCUGAUGUCAAGUUACAGUUGACAUCGGCUCAAAAGUCAAACACCUUGGCAGAGACACAGGUCAAAUGCAUGGCGGAAUCGUAUAGAUCAUUAGAAACACGAGCAGAGGAAUUACAAACCGAAAUCAAUUCUCUGCAAACGAAAAUAGAGAACAUGGACAACGAGCUGCAGAAGGAGAAAGCUAGUCAUCAAGAUGCACUUACCAGAUGCAACGAUCUUUUAGAGCAGCUUCAAAGAGUUGAUAAUUCUUCAGCAACAGUCGAUAAUAUCGACAAGGCUAGCCAGGAGGCAGAAUUAGCUGCUGCAUCUGAAAAGUUGGCAGAGUGUCAAGAAACAAUAUUUCUUCUCGGCAAGCAGUUGAAAUCGUUGCGCCCUCAAACGGAUAUACAAAACUCAACAACAAAUAGCGGCGAACAACCAACAAUAAGUGGGAUGAAUUUUCAACCUACUAUUGAUUUUGGCGCCACUUCUUUCAGUUUGCACAGAGCAGGCUCGGAAUCAUUCCUUGAUCCAUUCAAUUCCCAGUUUGGUACAUCUGAUUCUGAAGCAAAUAAACCACCGCUUCGAUCAAAGCACCGCCCCACAAAAUCGGGAUCGUGUUCAGCUUCUCCAACUCCUUCGGAGAAACAAAGCCGUGGAUUUAGCAGAUUCUUUUCCUCUAAAGGAAAGAAUUCCUACUAGUGAUCCAUAUUGAACUAUAGCUCAACCAAAUUUAUGCUUCUUGUAAUUAAACAUCAUCACCUUAUUUAUUAUAUAUGCUUAAUAAUCUUGUUUUUUUGA